AGGAGGCCACAUUAGCUGUUCAUCUCUAAUUAGUAAUUACUACGCUAGAUACAAAGCGAAUACGCCGUUUUAGUAAGGGGAUUGCACUAUUAUAGCUGGCUGCGCGCUGUGCAAUCCCUGUACAUACACACACAUACAUUCGCGCGCCACGAACCGCCGGCUGCUUUUGGAUUGUAAACAAAAACCACGCUUUUUCUUCGUGCGAACAUCGUCCGUCGACUUAAUUGCAGUUUGAGGAACUGCCUAAACGAUUUAUAUUUGACCCCAACGCAGGCGGAAACGUGAAAUUAGUUCAGCCCGCCCGACAUGCAUAAGAGUUGACUCGCUGGAAUCUCUGCCGGUGCUGACAUUCACUGGAGGACACAGCGCAUGCAUAUGAAAUAACUGUACAUUGACGGGAUUUUCUCGCUUGGAAGCAGGUUAAAUAUGGCUGACCACAAAUUUUCAGUUUUCUUGUUUAAAGAAAAACAUGAAGUGGUGGUUGUGCCAGACACGUAUCUCAUUGAGAAAGAUGGAGAUGUCCUGUGUGCCUGGCCAACUGAGUGCAAGAAUCUUGGAGCCCUUAAAAACAUCAUAAAACGGUUCCCAAAUGGCAAGUCUGAUUGGUCCUGUUACCCAGGAAAACUGAAGGGCCACAGUCUCCCUCUACAAGAAGCUGAAAAAAUCGCUCUUAAAAUUAGAAACCUGGUGAAAGAGAAGGCUGUUGAGUUGAAAAGUGGUAAAGCAGCAUCCGUAAAAGAGCAUGAUGAUGUGGAUGCCAAUAAGAAGAUAAAAAGCCUGACAGACGUAGAAGCAGAAGAAACGGACGUUGAAUUGGCAAGAGGACGGUCGCGUAAAAAGAAGACCCCUUACAGUCCAGGAACUGACAAAAAGCAAGAAAAAAGAAAAAAACUACCUAGUCCACCUAGGAUUGCUCUCAAACUCGGAGAGCAGAAGUCUUCACAAAUGUCACAGACCUCUUUCAAUGCUAUAAAGAAGAUCAACCCACCGUCUUCCCCUCAGCUUGAACUGCAAGCUCCUCUGCUGAAGAACUUUUCAAGCCCAAAUGCAGCAGGAAAAACAAAGGAGACUUCGUCGUAUCAGAAAAGUGCGACACCUGCUAAGAAACGACUCUCAUUCACCUUUGAUGACUACGAAACCUUUCCGAAUGAUGAAAUGUUGACUAAGACGGCAGCAGCAGGAGUGUUUAUUGUGACUCCAACUAAGGUUUCAACAAAGAAAGCACCCUUUGCCCCCUUGGAACCGCAUAUUACUAGCGCUGCAGUCCUAGAAACGCUAGUUCGACUGGAGUGUAAACUUGAUGGGCUCAUUACAGAAGUUGUUAACAUGAAAAGUUUCAUUCACUCGAAACCUGCCUCUGUUAUCGAAGAGCCAACCUUGACCGUAGGAAAUCUCACUGAAUUUGGCUUUCCCCUAAAAAGUCUCAAUGAAAUGAAAGAAAUUGAGGAGAAGUUAGAAAACAACCAGGAGUUUUUUUCCAGUGUGGUAACUGUCCUUAAAAAGAAUUUGACCAAGGCAAAGCUGAAACAUGCCAAUCAAGAAUCCGUUGUCCAGGAGGCCGUUAAAGCCUAUCUCGCCGAGUGGCUUUUUGCUCCGAGUUUGGCAGUACUGCUGAACAAAAGUGGCCAACGCGGGAAGACGGGAAUCAAGAGCUCACCAAUUGCCAGAUUAAUGAUAGACGCAUUAAAUGCAGCAAAGGUGUCCAACAAAUGGAUUAACUUGAAAGAAGUGCUGGAUGCCACUGGAGAAUAUCUCAGACAGGCCCCAAAGAGAUUCAGAGAUUCUCUGCUGAAGAUGGAAGCAUCUGAUUCCAGCAAAGAGAUUCCUCAAAACAUUGUUGUCAAGAAAGGAGAAUCAUCAGCUACACCCUAUCAGCCACUCGCCCAGACAAGCAGUCUUGCCAAGGCUGAUAAAUUUGACUUGGACGAUUACGUGCCACCCCUCAAGAUGUAUAAACGAGCUGCCAAAGAGCAAAGAAAGGGAUAUGCUGGAGAGAGCGAAAGCGAGUCCUCCAGUGAAAAAGACCUCGGUGUGAGUUCAUCGGACUGCGAUUUCAGCCCUCAAUCCGGAGAAGACGAGAACAACGAAGAUGAUGAUGGAGUCGAAGAAGAAGAUGAGUUAUAAAAUGAGAUCAUCCUAGUUACAGACGGAGUGUGUGCCAGGCAUGUGCUUUUAAAUUUUUAUAAGGGCCUAAUAAUUACGUACUGUCUUGAACUUUCAUCAGAGGUUUUAAUGUUUUUUCAAUCGAGUAAUCAAAUUAAUGUGCCUCUGUUUCUUAAAAUUGAAUACUUUAGUUAUGCUGAUCUAUAAUCAUCUAUUUAAUUUAUGAAUUCUGAUAAACCAUAAUGUAGUUUACAGAAGAGUAUUUGAUUAUGUGAAAGUAUAAUUUGAUCAAUGAUUUGAUGCCAACUUAAUUUUUUUCUUG
Messenger RNA from Cloeon dipterum, 2425 nucleotides. RefSeq lists its product as uncharacterized. The transcript is spliced from 10 exons. The coding region runs from base 427 to 2124 and encodes 565 amino acids. The record is from RefSeq and is a predicted model, not a curated record. NCBI's taxonomy places the organism in Eukaryota, Metazoa, Arthropoda, Insecta, Ephemeroptera, Baetidae.